Messenger RNA from Uloborus diversus, 2155 nucleotides. RefSeq names its product translation initiation factor eIF-2B subunit epsilon-like (gene eIF2Bepsilon). The transcript has 15 exons. The coding region runs from base 1 to 2073 and encodes 690 amino acids. Gene Ontology annotation, molecular function: translation initiation factor activity; translation initiation factor binding; guanyl-nucleotide exchange factor activity. Lineage: Eukaryota; Metazoa; Arthropoda; Arachnida; Araneae; Uloboridae. The record is from RefSeq and is a predicted model, not a curated record. Gene Ontology annotation, cellular component: eukaryotic translation initiation factor 2B complex.
AUGGCGUCUUCCACGAAAAACGUGAAAGCGUCUGCUAAAGAUGACUUAAAACAACAAGAAAUCACUCAAGCUGUCAUAAUUGCUGACAAUUUCGAUAAAAAGUUCUAUCCUUUAACAUAUGAAAAGCCAGCUGUUCUUCUGCCACUUGUAAAUGUUACUUUGUUGGAUUACGUUCUUCAUUCCUUGAGGGAGUGUGGAAUUCAAGAAGCAUAUGUAUUUUGUUGCUCUCAUAAUCAACAAAUUAGGAGCUAUGUGAGCUCUUCCAAGUGGUCCAGAGAUGAGUCACCUAUGUCUGUGGUUGUAAUUAGCUCAGCUAGUUUUAUGUCUAUGGGAGAUAUUUUACGAGAAUUGGAUUCCAAGGCUCUUAUUCGUAAUGAUUUUAUACUCAUCAAAGGUGAUGUUAUAACAACGUUUCCUCUGUGCAGCAUAUUAGAAGAACACCGGAAAAGAAGGCAGUCCGAUAAAUCUUGUGCCCUUACAUUAGUAUACCGAAAUGCCCUGCCAAAGCACAAGACAAGGUGCAAAGAACAUGAUUUUCUAGUUGUGGUAGAAUCUGCGUCUAAGAAAAUACGCUAUUAUCAAAGGAUUAAUGCAAAUAAAACAGUAAAUGUGCCUUUGGAAGUAUUUCAAGAAAAUGAAGAAAUUACAGUUCACUAUGACCUUCUAGACACACAUAUAUCUAUUUGUUCUCCUUGUGUUCCUCCACUGUUUUCUGACAAUUUUGACUACCAAAAUCUUGAUGAUUUUGUCAAAGGACUAAUAGUCAAUGAAGAGCUUUUAGGGAAUUCAAUGUACAUUCAUAUCACUCAAUCUGGUUAUGGUGCUAGUAUAUCAAAUUUGUACAUGUAUGAUAUUGUCAGCCAGGAUAUUUUAAAUCGGUGGGCCUAUCCUAUCGUCCCAGAUGUAGUAGAAUUGAAUGGAUCGAAGUACUCCUAUUACAGGCACAAUAUUUAUAAACAACCUGGUGUUGAAAUCGGAAAGAACUGUAUAUUGAAACAAAAUGUUGCAAUUAAAGGUGGAACAAAAAUAGGUGAAAACACUGUGAUUUCUCAUUCAGUCAUUGGGGAAAAUUGCAUCAUAGGGAACAAUGUGGAAAUCAAAGGCUGCUACAUAUGGAAUAAUGUACAGAUAGGAGAUGGUUGCAAGUUAGAAACUUGCCUUUUAGCAGAUAAUGUUAUGAUACAUAAGAACGUGCUUAUUAAACCUGGGUGUGUUAUCGGUAGUGAGGUUGUUAUUAGCGAGAGUGUUUCUGUUCCUGCAUGUACAAAGUUACAGUCUCGUGAAUUCAAUGAGAAUGAUGAUUUUGGUGAAGAUGAUUUUCCUGAAGAAACAAAAGCAGAAGAUAAACCUUGUGAUGUAAAAUUAGUAGGAGAAAAUGGACAUGGCUAUCUAUAUUCCCUAUCAAAUGAUAGUGACGAAGAAGAUAAUGAUUUAAUAGAAGAUGUGUGGGGCAAAACAGAUGAAGAAAAUGAUUUAGAAGAUGAAGAAACUGUAGAUUCAUCAAGCUCUGUGAUAUUGAGUCCAGGAGGGAAUCUUUCUGAAGACAGUGAUGGUCCUGCAGAUGACUAUGACGAAGAUGCCACCUUAUUUUACUCAGAAGUUUUUGAAAGCUUGCAAAGGGGCGUUGAAGAAAAAAUAAAAGCUGAAAAUAUGAUUUUAGAAAUCAAUUCUUCAAAACAUGCUUAUAAUGUAACCAUGAAAGAAGUGAACACUUUGCUCAUAAAAGCUAUUCUGAAAUUGCCAUUAAACACUGGAGAAACUUUAACAGCACAGCAGUAUUUAGCAGCAACAAAAAAGAAUUUAACUUUCUUCCAGCCAUUGAUUUUAAAUUACAUUAGAAGUUCUGAAUCACAGCUUGAUUGUUUAUCAUCUGUAGAGGACUUCAUGAAAAAUAAUGAUGAGUUAGCUCCAGCUGUGACAAAAGUUCUUCAUUUCUGGUAUGAAUCUGAUGUUCUGAAUGAACCUGUUAUACUUAAAUGGUUUAACAAUCUUACUGACGAAAGUGAUAAAAUUAGAAAACAGGCUGGUGCUUUUAUUAAUUGGCUUCAAGAAGCUGAUGAAGAGUCUGAUUAAUACUGUACAUAUAAUUUUAGUUAAUAAAUAUUUAUUUUUACAGCGAUGUUGUGUACAUUUUGAACUCCAAUUGAAGAGCUUC